Messenger RNA from Dunckerocampus dactyliophorus (ringed pipefish), 2200 nucleotides. It is a transcript of the gene polr1d, whose product is annotated as RNA polymerase I and III subunit D. The record is from RefSeq and is a predicted model, not a curated record. Lineage: Eukaryota; Metazoa; Chordata; Actinopteri; Syngnathiformes; Syngnathidae. Gene Ontology annotation, molecular function: DNA binding; DNA-directed RNA polymerase activity; protein dimerization activity. Gene Ontology annotation, biological process: DNA-templated transcription. The coding region runs from base 105 to 449 and encodes 114 amino acids. Gene Ontology annotation, cellular component: RNA polymerase I complex; RNA polymerase III complex. The transcript is spliced from 5 exons.
GGGUAAAUUUCUUUAGCUUUGCCUGUCAGACAAAAAGACGGGUUUCAGUUCACAAAAUUUUCAGCUAGAGGCAGCUGAGGGACGCGGACAACUUCAUAGACAGCAUGGCUGCGGAAGGCGAGAAAAAGCGAGUCCUAGAGAUGGUCCAGGUUGAUGGGGCAGAUGAGGGCUCCGUCACAUUUGUGAUGCAUGAUGAAGACCAUACCCUGGGAAACUCCCUGCGAUACAUGAUCAUGAAAAAUGAGUGUGUUGAGUUCUGCGGCUACACCAUCACACAUCCAUCUGAAAGCAAGAUUAACUUUCGAAUUCAGACAAAAGAUGGAACUCCAGCCAUUGAGCCUCUUAGGAGGGGCCUAAAUGAGCUCUGUGAUGUUUGUCAACAUGUUCUCAACACCUUUGAGGCAAAAGUAAACGAGUUCCAAGAGAAGCAGGAACAACCCAUGGAGUGAAAAAAGAUCAUCUUGCAAAAUGACUUUGUCAUAUCUUCCUGUGAAUAUGUUAUUUAUAUGGUUUUAUACAUAUGCAUUGUACAUAAGCCAUGGCGCAUUCCAACAUUUGUACAGGCUCUGUUUUUGUGAGCAAAUUACAUUUUCGUAUUUCAUCUUAAAUUGUUGGCAUGUGGAGUAAAAACAUGACAUUAAACUUAAGAACACAGAUGUUCAUUGUCAACUCAUUUUCCCUCCUUCCACUCCCCUAAGACUGACAUUCUGCGAUAUUUAUUGUCGUGAGUGCUCAUGUAUCAAUUUUUUUGAGGGAACCGUGCGGCACCAAAUUGCUUGCAUCUGUCUUUUCUGCAGAGGUGUUUCACAUCUGUAGGAAACUUUUGAAGUUCAGCGUCACUAAUUAGCAGAAGAAUGUGGUCUGAGGGAAUUUUUGUACUGUGCAGCCAAGACGGGGAAAACGAAUGAGGCGAGUGAAGUGUAAAUAAUGGGGUUAUUUGGCGUUAAUCAUGUCUGUCUGUUUGCUGCGUGCAAGGGCACAGAGGGACUUGGGAAUAACUGUCACUGUUUAUUUGAUGUUUUCAAAAGGGAACAAGAAUUCAACGUCCUUUUUCUGUUCAUUUGCUGUAACAUUUUUCUUGAGCGUUUGCCUCUCGGCCCUGCAACAUUUCCAUGUGUUGAGCUGAUUUGCCUCGACAGACAUGUUAUGUAGUCGCAUCAUUGAGGAUGGACGUCCUGAGUAGUGAAGCCAAGGCUGGACAGAGCCACCUCCAAGUGGGCCAUAAGAUGUCUCCUGUUAGCGUCCAACCAGUAACGAAUCUCCCGCUGUACCCCUCAGACAAACAUUAUAUGUAGUGUUGGGAGUAAUGGUGUUAAAAUAUGAUGCCAUUACUAAAGCCUUUACUGUUUUCCAAUUUAAAACAUUACAACGCUGUUACCGUUACCGACAGUGAAAUGUGGUACGUUACUUUGCACGGAUAUCUAACAGCUUAUAUCCACUCGCCGCCUCGAUCAGCCAAUGUAUAGGAAAGGAGCCGCAAAAAUGUUGUGUUUUUUCUGAUUGUCCUGCUUUGGUGAAGUGGGAGGGGUGACAGACGCGAAAGCUGAUGAAAAUGAGUGAUUGGCUUAAGGUACAGUAGAAUUUCAUGGUAAGCCAGUCAGUUAACAGGGUUCUGGUAGGAGGGUGUUUUUACAAACCUCAAUGCGACACGACCACACGAGAACGAGAUGCAAGCAACAGUCCGAAGCAGUCUGUCGAUUUAAAGGGUUUAAUGUCAGGAAGUACAGGAGCUACUUCAACGUCACACAUGUUAAAGGCAUGAAUAUACAUGUGAAGUGCACACGAUGUCCCAGAGCGAAGUGUUUGUCUGUGUCGGUUGUGAGUAACUCUAAAUGUCAUCAAACUACACUACAAAGAUAAAUCCCAAUUCUUUUACAUAUUUGAUAAUAAUUACAAUAAUUACUUUCACUGAUAAAUACCGGUAACUACAUUUAUGAAAGAGAAAUUCUGUGACUAAUUCAAUUACAUUUUUGGGAAAGUAACAAUAUUUACUUUUUAAAAGGAAGCAGCCAACACUGGUUAUAUGGAGCAAGACUUUCCUGUGUGCAUUUCAAAGAGAUGCUUGCCUUAGCAAUUUUGCAGCUGCUCAUAGACAAAAUGUACUGAAACUGAAUGUCCGUAUUAGGGUGACCAUAUUUUGAUUACCGAAAACCAGGACACUUGGAACCCGGUAAUGAGAUACUCAAAUGAUAGCCGAAGA